Molecule: messenger RNA, 1387 nt
Organism: Phyllopteryx taeniolatus (common seadragon)
Lineage: Eukaryota; Metazoa; Chordata; Actinopteri; Syngnathiformes; Syngnathidae
Exons: 7
Coding region: 283-1164 (293 amino acids)
Source: RefSeq, a predicted model, not a curated record
AUGUGACCUGCCCACACUUUUCCCAAGUCCGCGACAUCCAUCUCAACACGACGUCUCUGUCUGUGCGUUGAGAUUUUUCGAUUUGUCUUUUUCAGGGUACUUUAGCAGCUGAACUUUGACCAUCAGGAAGGCAAAGAGAAAACUUCUGGGGAAGCAGUGGUUCUCAAAGUGGUAUGCUGGCUCCCCCUACUGUCAUGAUGGUGGUACAGUACAUGGAGAGCUAAGUAUUUUUUGAUGGGAUACUACUUUGCUUGAAUAAUUCAUAUUAUUAUUAAUGAAGUAAUGCCAUACGCUGAUAUCUGUGUGGGUUGUGUGUCCACAUCAGCUGGCGUCAUGGGUCUACUGGACUUCCUGUGCUGGAGAGCUGCCACACUGCUGCUUCUGUUUCCUAACGGGCAGGAGUGCCUAUCGGUGCACAUCUCCAACGAGGAACCCCUGUACAUCAUCCCGGGCUCCACCCUGGUCCUGCGCGCCCACAUCGAGUCCGGCUCCCCGGAGGAGGUGUCGGCCGUCACCUGGGACCGGGAGCCCGAGAGCGGCGCCCCCGACGGGCGGGCCGCGCUGGCCGCUUGUCCCGGAGGAAGCUCCCGGCUGCCCGUCCAGUGCGCCGCCGCCCGAGCCAACGUGCGCGCCACCGUGGAGCGACAGGCCAGCGUCCUGCACGUCAGCGAGUACGCAAAAGCCGACGCGGGCGUUUACGCCGUCACCGUGACGGGAAAGACGGCACAAUCCAGCACGGCGCGUUGCAUCGUCAGAGACUACGAGGCGGUGCACCACGUGUCGGUGAGCAUCAACGUGUCGCAUUCGUCGCUGGUGUGCGGCGAGGCUUGGGGCACGGAGCCUCAGUUCAGCUGGCUGCACGAGCGCGACGCCGUCACCGGCAGCGUGGGCCGAGUCUCCACAGACGGCGCCACCCUGGUGGUCACCAAGGUGCCCAUCUGCGGACAUUUCACCUGCGUGGUCAGCAACAAGAUGGGCUACAGCUCCGCCACGUACACGGCCGCACCGUGUGAAACGGACGGCAUCAGCGGGUCGACGGUGGCGAUUGUUUGCCUGGUGGUCCUGCAGAUCUUAGGAGGAGGCCUGGCAUUUCUACUGUGGAGGAGGUACCGGAAAAGGAACCGAGGAGAGAGGCUGCGUGAACAUAUGGACGACAACAUUUAAAAAGUGCCCAGAAGCGGGAAGAGGAAAUCUACAUAAUGAAUUUGAGGAACUCUUUGUAUGGUCAUCAGCAGGACUUUUACUUCAAUUUCACAUGGUGUAGUAGACUACAGGUAUAGCUACACUGCCCCCUACUGGGCUACACUUGACACUGUGUGUUUAAUACUGUCACUUUCUCCUAACCUUUGUCUGCUGGGUGAUUCCAAAUAAACAUGCUCAACCAAUA